This is a messenger RNA of Alosa alosa (allis shad), 2339 nucleotides long. It is a transcript of the gene ppp4cb, whose product is annotated as protein phosphatase 4, catalytic subunit b. Gene Ontology annotation, cellular component: nucleus; cytoplasm. NCBI's taxonomy places the organism in Eukaryota, Metazoa, Chordata, Actinopteri, Clupeiformes, Clupeidae. Bases 328 to 1251 code for a protein of 307 amino acids. Gene Ontology annotation, biological process: double-strand break repair via homologous recombination; peptidyl-serine dephosphorylation. The transcript has 9 exons. Gene Ontology annotation, molecular function: protein serine/threonine phosphatase activity. The record is from RefSeq and is a predicted model, not a curated record.
GGGAGGCGCUACCAGACACCGGUGAUUGAGGUGGGGUAAGAAAAGAAGGAAUUACACCGGGAGAAAGAAGAAAAACGAGAACGAAUGAAAUUACCCCUACAGUAGAAUUUCGAUAUUUACACCAUAUAUGUGAUUGAGAUCUCUUGCAUCAAUUUCCCGGCCCCUCUCUCGUCUGUGUGUUUGCGUGGGAGUCUGUAUUGUCUGAGGCAGGAACAGUGGUUGUCUGUCUGCCAUACUGAUUACCAGAGUGACGUGAUUGGGGUACAGCUGGGUGUUUUCUCUCUCUCUUCCCCCUCUGUCUCAUCUCCCUUGUUUGUGCAAUUGGCCAUGGGUGACAUCAGCGAUCUGGACAGACAGAUCGACCAGCUGAGGAGAUGUGAGCUCAUCAAAGAAAAUGAGGUCAAAGCACUGUGUGCCAAAGCCAGAGAAAUCCUUGUGGAGGAGAGCAACGUACAGAGAGUAGAUUCUCCAGUGACAGUAUGUGGUGAUAUCCAUGGACAGUUCUACGACCUGAAGGAGCUGUUUAGAGUGGGCGGUGAUGUUCCGGAGACUAACUACCUCUUCAUGGGCGACUUUGUGGAUCGAGGGUUCUACAGUGUUGAGACAUUUCUCCUGCUUUUGGCUCUCAAGGUGCGCUACCCUGACAGAAUCACGCUCAUCCGUGGCAACCACGAGUCGCGGCAGAUCACGCAGGUGUAUGGGUUCUACGACGAGUGUCUCAGAAAGUACGGCUCUGUGACUGUGUGGAGGUACUGCACGGAGAUCUUCGACUACCUGUCCCUCUCGGCCAUCAUUGAUGGAAAGAUCUUCUGUGUGCACGGUGGUCUCUCGCCCUCCAUACAGACACUGGACCAGAUUAGAACCAUCGACAGGAAACAGGAAGUGCCACAUGACGGCCCCAUGUGCGACCUCCUCUGGUCAGACCCUGAAGACACUACCGGCUGGGGUGUGAGUCCGCGCGGAGCUGGCUACCUGUUUGGCAGUGACGUCGUGGCCCAGUUUAACGCUGCUAACGACAUAGACAUGAUCUGUCGAGCCCAUCAGCUGGUCAUGGAGGGAUACAAAUGGCACUUCAACGAGACAGUCCUCACUGUGUGGUCAGCUCCCAACUACUGCUAUAGGUGUGGUAACGUGGCGGCCAUCUUGGAGCUGGAUGAGCACCUGCAGAAAGAGUUCAUCAUCUUUGAGGCGGCGCCGCAGGAGACGCGCGGCAUCCCCUCCAAAAAGCCUGUGGCCGACUACUUCCUGUGACCCCCCCCGACCUCAGGAAGCAAAACAUGCGCAGCAGGAGAUGCCAUCCUCCGCACCAUCUUGUAUUUCUACCCUCCCCUCUCCUCCUCUCCUCUUCUUUCCUUCCAUCUUCCCUCCAUACUGUCUUAAUGUGGAUUUUUGUUUUCUGUUUUGUUUUUUUUUUUAAACUACUUUCUUGCUCAUAACUCUCUUCUUUUUUUUUUUUUUUUUUUUUUUUUUUUUUUUUUUUUCUACCUGCCCCUGAAGGAUUUUGUUUUGUAAAGACUCAAAGCUUCCACACACACUCACCUCAGCACCCAUAAAGAACACCUGGACUUAAGUUUUCAACCAUCUCUCACGCAUGCUCUCACACACACACACACACGCGCGCGUACGUUGCCCACUGCUGUAGCCCCACCCACCCCCCUCCAUAACCCCCUUUCUAUGCUGUAGCAGUAGAGUUUUCUAAUGAAUGUGAAGAGUACUGUGGGGAGAAGCAGAGUGAGAAGAGAGGAGGGAGAUAAACACAGAAGGAGAGGAAUGAAUCCCUUUCCAGCCCGUGUGUGUGUGUGUGUGCUGGCAUAGUGCGACUGGGCCUUUCUUAUUCUCUUUUUUCUUUUCUUUUUGCAUAGCAUCUUAUUUUUCAGUCUGUUCUUUUGUGAAAGAGUGGGCAGUUGGAUCACUGCUCCCAGGUAUUCUGUUCCAGUCCACCUCUUGGCAGCCGUGAUCCGGCUGUGGGCCGCAUCUGGCCCGCACCGGGUCGGUGCUGGAAGCGGUCCAGCGUCAGUGGCCCUGCACUCACCCAGUCGUCUAAAGGUCUGGAUCAGAGUUGAAAAGUUACGAUCCGACCACUGCAAAGCUUGGUGUACCAAUGGACCACGCACGCAUGCACGCACGCAAGGACACGCAUACAUACAUGAACACGUGUACACCCCCUGCUUUUUCUCUCUGCUGUUAGAGGUGUGACCCAAACAACUGGUGGCACACAAACCAAACUGCAUUCUUUCUGAAAUGUGCUUUCCCUUUGACUGUUCUCUCUCUAGGACUUCUCCUUGAUUUUUAUUAUUAAUUAUUUGUGACAAUAAAACUGUACUUUUGUAUAAAGUUUA